Messenger RNA from Heterocephalus glaber (naked mole-rat), 1907 nucleotides. Lineage: Eukaryota; Metazoa; Chordata; Mammalia; Rodentia; Bathyergidae. The record is from RefSeq and is a predicted model, not a curated record.
UUGGAUCUGGACAGCUGCCCCUGCCCCAGUGGCUUUGAAGAGCACGCAGGUCAGCUCUAGGUCCGGCCCUGCUGAGAGUCACUGAUUCUGCUGCAUUCAGGCAUCCUGAUGGCGGUGCAGGUUCCUUUGGGGUGGCCAGCCCUGCUGCCCCUGGUUGUGGUGGCGGCCACAUCCUUGGUCAGCACCAACACCUACAUAGAUGACCUACGGAAAGAGCUGUUACUGAAAGAGAAGACCAUGCGGCUUGGGAUGUCUGUGGAGAUGAAGGGCCAGGAGAAGAAGGUCAAUAAGUACCUCAUGGGCCUCAAAAGCGGUGAGGUUGAGGAGGCCAAAGAGACCCUGCAGUUCCCACCCAGCAUGCACUUCUUCUGGGCCAAGAGCCUCAUCGAGAACAGCAAGGUGUUUCAUAUUCUACAGAAGAUGCCAAAAGGGGCUGCCUUACACCUCCACGAAUUCAGCCUGGUGAGCACGGAGUGGGUGGUAAAGAACAUCACCUACAGGCCCCACUGCUAUUUCUGCGCCACUCAAAGGGGAGACUUGCUGUUCAAGUUCGCCAACCCACCUCCCCGAAACCCUAAGACCAGAGAGUGUUCACAGUGGUUCUCAAUGGAGGAGCUUCGAAAAAAGAUGAAGCCCAAGGACGUCAUUGAGUUCGACAAGAGCCUGCAGCGGGUGUUCAGUCUUGUGACCAAGAACCCUGAGAGGACUUACUCCAGUCAAGAUGCCCUGCGGACAAAGCUUCAGCGCAUCUUCAUGUCCAUCUCUGGCCUUGUCCUUCACGCCCCGGUGUUCAAAGACUACAUCUUCCAGGCCCUGAAGGAGUUCUAUCAGGACAAAGUGCUCUUCCUGGAGAUCAGAACCAGGCUGAUGCCGGUGUAUGAACUGGACGGGCAGAUCCAUGAUGCGCUGUGGAUGGUGAAGGCUUAUCAGGAAGCAGUUGUCAAGUUUCGAGCAAUUCACCCAGAAUUUAUGGGACUCAGACUCAUCCUUUCAGAGAGCAAAUCCAAAAGUGUGGCUCUCGUCACGGACGCCAUUGUGCAAACCAUCAUACUGCGGCGGCGCUUCCCCGACAUGGUGGCGGGCUUCGAUCUGACUGGUAUGGCACUCAGGCAGACACAAACCUUGUGGAUGCUGUAAUAAUGAAUGCUACCAGGAUUGGCCACGGAUUUGCUUUGACCAAACACCCAGUGGUCACAGCUUAUGCGAGGGCAAAGGACAUCCCCAUAGAAGUCUGUCCCAUCUCCAACCAGGUCAUGAAGCUGGUGUCCGACCUGAGAAACCACCCUGCGGCGGCUCUGAUGGCCCAGGGCUACCCCAUGGUGAUCAGCUCUGACAACCCGGCUGUCCACGGGGCCAAAGGCCUGUCCUACGAUUUCUACGAGGCCUUCAUGGGCAUCGGCGGGAGGAGCGCCGACCUGAGGACCCUGAAACUGCUGAUCAUGAAUUCCAUCAAGUACAGCUCCCUGCCCAAGGCAGAGAAGGACUUUUUCAUGAACGCCUGGGCUGUGGAGUGGGAUCAUUUCAUCGAGGGGCUGGCUAGGAAGCUGGCGUGAAGAGAGCAGCCCUCCACCCCCCUCCGCCCCUCUGCUUCCUGCUGUGUGCUCAGCUUGAGUCCAGCGCAGCCUGUUUCCUAUCACAACUGCCCUAGUGAAGACCAGCGAUGGCUUCUGCAUCGCGUGACCCUUCAGAAACAGUCAACCAUGGGCUGGGGAUUUAGCUCAGUGGUUCCGCUGCCUGCCUUGCAAGCGCAAGGUCCAGAGUUCAAUGCCUGGUACCUCCCCAAAAUAAUAAUAAUAAUAAUAAUAAAUAAACAGUCAACCAGCUGACCAGACUCACCUUAGCCCCGGGCCGUGGACUCCUCCAGCCUCCUCCACCCGGCCUCUGGGAGGUGUCCUCAGGGCUUAGUC